Messenger RNA from Angiostrongylus costaricensis, 642 nucleotides. The record is from the annotation of a GenBank genome assembly. NCBI's taxonomy places the organism in Eukaryota, Metazoa, Nematoda, Chromadorea, Rhabditida, Metastrongylidae.
AUGAGGUCAAGCUCACGAAACUAUUACGAAGGGAAGAAUAUUGAACGUUCAAGAAAUCGUAACACUCCUAAGGAUAAACCAAGUGACAGCGGUCGAGAUUCAGGAAAAGAGUCUUCGAAUAUCUCCGAACAUGAACGUAAACCAGCUUGUUACGUUUGCGAACCAACUGGAUGGACUGUCCCGGAUUCUGAAAUUACGGAUCCAGUGUAUGUAUGUGAAAGCGACUCGUCGACAUUCGUUCCUUUACCACAAGCUCAAAUCGACAAACGUCCUACGACCGACCCACGAAUUGAGGAGCACUUCAUUGGCGUCCGCACCUGUGACGAGGCCGGCGCCAUUGUGAAACCGGACGAUUUUGUGUUAUACUAUAGGAAGGACGAUGACAACGAAUUGGAUGUGACCAUACCACUCUGUUUGGCGCAUCGAAACACGAGAAAUAAGGAGUCAUCAGCAAUCAUUCGGAUGCGAGAAUGGUCUGGAGAGCACAAAUCGGAAUUGAAGCCAGUUAAGUUGAGGCUGCUGUCGAAAUGCACUACCUCGCUUCUCGUGAAGAACUCUGACCAUCUAGCCGGUGGUCUUCUUGCAGUGCGUUUAACAUUGCGAGGAAUCCAGCCACUAACGGCUCUUGUCCAUCGGUUGUGA